Messenger RNA from Anolis carolinensis (green anole), 2856 nucleotides. Its product is annotated as osteoclast-stimulating factor 1-like. The transcript is spliced from 8 exons. Gene Ontology annotation, molecular function: protein binding. Bases 1701 to 2216 code for a protein of 171 amino acids. The record is from RefSeq and is a predicted model, not a curated record. Gene Ontology annotation, biological process: signal transduction. Lineage: Eukaryota; Metazoa; Chordata; Lepidosauria; Squamata; Anolidae.
CACUGUCAUAUUGUUAAGCUGCUCUGAGUCCCCUCGGGGAGAUGGGGUGGAAUAUACAUUAUUAUUAUUAUUAUCAUCAUCAUCAUUAUUAUUAAGCUGAUGGCUAAGUGUAAAUGAUGACAGUAGAGAAAAAUAGUGAAAUAUAUGGAGAAUCCAUGCUUUUUCCCUCUUCUAAAUCACCUUCUUUCUUCUGCUGCUUUUAGUACGGGCAUAAUGGAAGUAGUUUGUCUCCUACAGUACCAAAAAUAGUUUGAGGUGUUUCGGUAUCUAGGAUAAUGGACACGAAACCCUUUUCUUAGAUCAAUCAAAAGUGAUGUCUUCUCAUCUACUUUAAUUAAAAUAAUUGAUCAGGAGAUCCAACUAAAUCCUUCAUUUUGUGUAGAUUGGCCCUUAGAGCUAUUUAUCUGGAAUGAUGGGAAACAGCUAUUGAUUCUACAUUUUUCAAGUUGUAACCUACUAUCCUGGCACCCAAAGCUAUUCUUCCAAGCCUCUGAUACCCAUUUUGAGAUUUAAAUCUGACCACAGAUCAAAUGGCUAUAUUCUCUGGCUUUUUUUUUUUGGUGGCCAAUCUUUUUCUUCCUCGUCCUAAUUUUUGUAAUGACUAGCCUGAGAAUUCACAAGAACUCAAAAUUCUGCCUAAUUCUGAUUAUGAGGUUAACUCAUGAGCUACACAAACAUUUUUGUUAUCAUAUAUUGUUUAUUUUUCCCACAGGAAACCAGUAGAUGGCAACAGGGGACAGCAAAAAUCAAUUUUCUUUUGCAUUUCCUUAGAUUACUGCAUUGUCCUUGGGGCAAGGAUGUUAAGUGCUUUUCUUCAGUUGCAGAGCAAGGGAUUUCCAGUUCUAAAAUACAGCUUCCAUUUCUCAUUUUUGGAUAAUCAGUGGACUAUUUGACCCUUCUCUAAGUCCUUACUUCCCAUUUAUCAAUGAAGCAGGAACAAUUUAUGGAAUGAAAAGGAUUAUACACUUGCUCCUCUGUUUAGAUUUAGCUCAGAGCAUUUUCUUCCAAGCAGCUUCCAUGGCUCCACCAGUCAUUAUACUGUAUAUCAUGGUUUAGGAUCACCUAGCUCCUCUUUAUUACUAUUUUUAUCACACUGAAGAAUUAUAGCAGUUUGACACCACUUUAAUUGCCAUAACUCCAUUCUGUUGGAAUUUGGGAUUUGUGGUUUCGUGUGGUUUCUUGUGGUGCCAGAGCUCUCUGACAGAAAAGAGUAAAUAUCUCACAAAAUUACAAAUUCCCAAAUUCCAUAGCAUUGAGCCAUGACAAUUAAUGUGAUGUCAAAUUACUCUAAUUUUGGAGUGUGAAUACCGCUUCGGUUCUCCCUCCUGUACAAAUGUAUGUGUUCUGGGAAAUAAGUUGAAGAUGUUAGGGAGAAAGGGGCAAAAUGCAAAAGCCAAAUCUGUCCUACAAAGUGCUUUUCAAAUGCUUCCCAAGACUCACACGAAGAAUGAACUUGGUAGUUAGGAUGAAUACACAUGACUGUGUGAAAUUACUUUCCAUGCUUAUGAUAUUGUGUCACCUCCUUGAAAUAAAUGAAACAAGAUCAAAACAUUACCAUGUCAGGUUUUGACACUGCUACAGGACAGUUGAGUUGGAAACGUCUUUCUUGAAAUUAAUACAUAAGCUCAAAACAGUCUUUUUCAUCAUUCCAGCCAGAUGAGCUGUAUUUUGAAGAAGGCGAUAUCAUCUACAUUUCGGAUAUGAGUGACACCAAUUGGUGGAAAGGGACCUGUAGAGGACGGACUGGAUUGAUUCCCAGCAACUAUGUGGCUGAACAAGCAGAAUCCAUUGACAAUCCAUUACACGAAGCUGCCAAGAGAGGAAACCUGAGUUGGUUGAGAGAAUGUUUGGAUAACAGAGUUGGUGUCAACGGUUUAGACAAAGCCGGAAGUACAGCAUUGUACUGGGCAUGUCAUGCUGGACACAAAGACAUAGUAGAAGUUUUACUGGGGCAGCCAAAUGUAGAGCUAAAUCAACAGAAUAAACUGGGAGACACAGCUUUGCAUGCUGCUGCAUGGAAGGGCUAUGCGGACAUUGUAGAAACACUCCUGGCAAAAGGUGCUAGAACAGAUUUAAGAAACAAUGAGAAGAAAUUGGCUUUAGACAUGGCCACUGAUGCAACGUGUGCUUCUCUGCUUAAAAAGAAACAAGGACAAAACAUAAUGCGGACAUUAAGCAAUGCAGAAGAGUACCUUGAUGAUGAAGACUCCGACUGAACUUCCUUAAUACUGUUUUGAAAAAUCUACAACCUCUGUUGUCUCUACCUUUCUCAAAGGCUCCAUUUCCCUAAUUACAAAGUGUACUUUUAACAUAUACUGUAAUGAAGUGUUACGAUCAUGUGAAUCAGAGGUUUUUUCCAUCAGGUAAAAUGACCUCCUUGUAUUAAGGGCCAUUAAUUCUUAUUUUGCUUUUAAAUAUUUUUUUCUAAAGAGUGUAUAAGUGAUGGAUUUUCCCAUAAAUUUCCUGUUACAUUGGCUAUAGACCUGGCCUUUUAAAAACAGGGAUAUAAUUUGGGAUAUGUAUAUAUGUGUAUAAAUCUAUUUGGAGGGUGAAAAGCCAUCCUAAAUCUAUCUGCCAUGAUUAGCUUUACAGAGUGAAAUAUUUCAGCAGAUUGGUUGAUAUUUGCCUUACUUCAUCUUCACGCUUUUCUCUUUCAUUUUAUAUGUAACUCUUUCUCCUCUCUCUUUAUGAAGGUACUAGGAGCCCAGAUUUGUACAAUGGGAAGGGAAAUGUAUUUAUAUAAACAAAAUACCCCUAAAGAUAUUAGAGCAGAAGCAAGGUCUCAUGUUUCCCAUUAAAUCUGGCCAUGACUGUUUUACACACAUUUCCUGUUCUUGCUAUAAACGAUCUACAAUA